UGAAAGGAGGUCCUAGAAAAUAUUGACUUUUCCUACAUUUAUGUGACUUUCUCACCACAGAAUGGCAGCUCAUCUGAAGAAACGUGCAUAUGAGGAGUUUAGCCAAAUAAUUCAGGAUGAGCCCAAGGCACCUCCGAUUAAGGUGAGACUUGUAGCCCGACCUCAGGUGACCCAGGUCACCCUUGAUCUGAGGGCUGGUAAUUCCAGAGAGGCCCUUACUCAGCUGCUUGAUCUAGAGAACCAGCUACCAGUCAGUCAAGAUGCGGCAGAGAGUAUUAUCAACACUCUUUUUGAGCACUACAGCAAAGAGGAAGGAGCUCAUGUAAGGUCAAAGGUCAUUGAAUUAUUGGGUCGAAUUGCCAGACUCCCGGGUGUGAACGCUGUGGGCAUCGCCAAUGAUCUGAUGACGCUCUUAGCCACCGAAGGUUCUCACAAGGUCAAAGGUCAAAUAUUUACCACACUCACUGUGAUUGGCCGAAGCCUUCCGCUCACCUCCGAUCUCCACCGUCAGCUUCUGCAACUUGCUCAAAAACAUUUAACCGACUCAAACCAUGCAGUACGAUGUGCUACCCUGAGCAUGAUUGGCCAGCUUGGUAUGUGCGACGUCAAAUCUGUGGCAUCAUCGUCGUCAUCGUCGUCAUCGUCCUCUGGAAAGAGUAGCAAGGAACGUCGCAAAGGCAAUGUACAAAGGAUGCUGGGAGAGUUUACAAGCGAUAGGGACGCACGGGUCAGGGAAGCUGCUUUCCAAGCUAUGUUUUCCCUACACCAGCGAGGGCAGAAACUAGACCUAGACCUCUACCAGCAAUCCAUCAAGUCCUUGACGGAUGACCAUGAAGGGGUCCGACUGGUUGCACUCAAACUAGUCUGGGUCCUGAGUCAGGUCUACCCUGACGAGCCUGUUGUGGCUCCUGGAACCACGGAGGAGACCCUGAGGCUUGUCGAUGAUGGUUUUGCCAAGAUCUGUGAGAUGGUGACGGAUUCCUCAACCAAGGUUCGAGCGGAAGCAGCGGGUCUCCUGGGCUCGUUGCAUUCCGUCAGUACCAGGUUUCUGGAGCAGACUCUGGAUAAGAAAUUAAUGUCAGGACUCCGGAAAAAGAAAACUGCGCAUGAAAGACAGAAGGAGCAGUUCACAUCAGGGGAAUGGUCGACUGGUAAGAAAUGGGCCGAUGACAAGCCGCAGGAGGAUGUGGACCCAGAAUCUGUGAGUCUGAUAACGUCUGGGGCUUGUGGGGCCUUCGUCCAUGGUCUGGAAGAUGAAUAUUUAGAGGUCAGAUCCACUGCUUUAGACUCCCUCUGUGAGCUUGCAUUCCAGUCGCCAUCCUUCGCCAUCCUCUCCCUCGACUUCCUCGUCGACAUGUUCAAUGAUGAGAUCGAGAGUGUCCGUCUGAACGCCAUCCACAGUCUACGAAAGAUCAACCAUCACAUCAAAUUAAGAGAAGACCAGCUCGAGAUUAUUUUGAAUGUUCUUGAUGAUUCCUCAAAGGAAGUGAGGGAGGCUCUUCAUGAGCUGCUGUCAUCCAUUGCCAUGGUAACCAAGUCCUGCCUCCACAAGGCUCUAAUGUUCCUCAUCAGAAAUCUCAACAAGUAUCCCCAUGAUAGACUCUCAAUAUGGAACUGUUUGAAGAACCUUGGUACUGCCCACCCAGACCUAACCUUAGCCUUGGUACCAGACCUCCUUGGCACUCAUCCUUACUUUGAUACACCAGAACCAGACAUGGACGACCCAGCCUACAUUGCAGUGAUGAUUAUGAUCCUCAACUCUGCAGUCAACUCCCCUACCAUGUCCGCCCUGUUUCCAGAGUACACCUUCAGACAUUAUACCUAUCUGAGGGACUCCCUACCGCACCUUGUACCUGAAGUAGAGAACCUUCAACCAGCCCGGAGACAGUGUCUUUCUAACAGAGGAGACAAUAUGGCUGACAGGCAGACCAAUCCUCAAGACUUCUUACAACAGACUUUAGAUAAACUCAAAGGUCUGGAUAGUCUGUCUAACUCGGCUGCCAUCAACAUCAUGCAGCUCACUGUUCAGGAUUUACAACGUAUCAGUGACUUAGAACCUAAGAUAACAGCUACGGCCCAGUUAUAUUCCAUGUACAUCGACUGUCAACUCACUCUAGCAAAGGCAUUGAGCGGUGAUCAUUGGAACGUCCCAGCCAUGCUUUGCCCUCAACAGAGCGCCGAGACUGCUCUUGCUGCUUCAGAAAGGGUAAUAGAAUUAAGCUACAGACUUCAGCAUCUUUACGUUGGUUGCAGCGAGUCCGAGCUUGCCAUGGUUCAACAACUCCGACUUCGGGCCUGGGCCCUGCAACUUGUGGUUCAGCUCAGGGGGAGCAGCAGCAACAGUGGUAGCAGUGGUAGCUCGUCCAGUCAUCUGGCACAGAAGUUCCUGACGAGAGCAUCAGCAAUGCAAGAACACUUCUCAUCAGCGACCAUCACACCAGAUUCGUUCACACACGCCGUCUUCACCCAGGUUCUGAAGCUGUCAGCGGCGAGGCACGGCAUCCUCACCAAAUUCCUUCAGCCACUUCUCCUUCACAACCGAGCUCCAGUCUUGAGCCUCGCCAACACGAUCAGCCGUGUCUCGGCGGUGAUCCGUGAGCCUGCAGGCGGGAGCGACAAUCCUUUGCGAUUCACCGCUGGACUCACUCUUGGGCUGUUUGUGGACGCGGAGCUGGAGAAUGUGCGUGACCUGGAACGAGUUAGAAUUCAGGUGCGUUUCCCGGACUCCCGGACGCAACUCUUCAUCCCUCGUAGUAGCGACUUCAGAAUCCUGAGCAACCUCAGACAUCGCUUCAUGACUGAAAUCUACCUAUCGCACGGUCUGUGGUCAGAACCAAGUCAGGUCGAGGUCAGUAUUGUCAUGACACAUGACCUUCAUGGAUCGGGCCCUUCCACUUCAUCAAAAGGGGAGUCACCAUCGAGUAGCAGUAGAGGGACCGUGGAGCUUUGUAAACCUGUGAAGGUGUUCUUAAUGCCCAAGCCAGCCAAGAGAUGAUGAGAAAAUCAUGUUGUAUCAGGCGAGGGAGCUAUUUAUCAGAUAUGGAGCCAUGCCUGAAGUUCUGAGCUCUUAUACUGCAGAAGAAAGCUUUUUUCUUAAUAAAGGGGAAGAACAUUUUAGCGGUUGGUGUCAUGAUUCAGUGAAGAAAGCUUGAAACAGGACCAUAUGACAUAUUCACUGUUAUAUGUAUAGGCCUGAACUCCAGUUUAACUUAGGCCAUGGUAUCAUUCUGCAUUAAAAUUAUGGGAAGCCAUGAAUUGCAUUUACAUUAAAUAUUUCCUAUCUUUACUUGGCUCUUUUAUCAUGCUCAAGUAAUGAAGAGAACUAUUUCACUAAUUAUUCCCAGUCAGUUAUGGUUGUAAAAUGGUGGUAGUUUUUACCUGAUUGCUAAGAAAGCAUGAAUGCUUGUAAGCAAGCAACCAGAGGACCAACCACUUAAGGUCGUUUCCGAGGGACCUGGUAAUGAGGACAAAUGCUUUUCCAAAGGGCACUGGUGCACCAAGUGGGAAUCCGACCCCUGACCCCCCCCCCCCCCCCCCCCCCCCCCGCUCUACCGACUGAGCUAUUGCGCCUCUUCAAUGGGGGAGUCACUUUCUAAUAUUGACUGAAUAAGUUAUCAAUGGUUUUAGUGUCAAAUGAGGUGAUGAAAUGCAGUCAGUAGGCAGUUCCCAAAAAGUGGCUUCUUUCAUCCAAGUGAUAUUCAUGAGUACAGAUGUUUUGCAUAUAUAAUGAGCUUGUUGCAGACCAAAACAUCUCUAUUCAUUCGGUCAUUGCUGCUCUAAUUGUGCUUCGAAUUUCAUGAUUUUGGUAUCAUUGUAAAAGAGAAGAUUCAUU
Messenger RNA from Lytechinus variegatus (green sea urchin), 3832 nucleotides. RefSeq names its product integrator complex subunit 4-like. Gene Ontology annotation, biological process: snRNA processing. Lineage: Eukaryota; Metazoa; Echinodermata; Echinoidea; Temnopleuroida; Toxopneustidae. The record is from RefSeq and is a predicted model, not a curated record. Bases 62 to 2995 code for a protein of 977 amino acids. Gene Ontology annotation, cellular component: integrator complex. The transcript is spliced from 18 exons.